AUGGUUGACGAGACGAGAAAGACCGUGCGUGAGCGCGCGAGCUCGGGCAUGCUGCGUAAAGAGCUGGACAUGCGACUCACAGCGUAUCUGCCUGCUGUCGUGCGACGCCAUCUAGAGAAACAGGACUUGCAACGUCCGCUGAGUAUGCCAACAACACACCGCACGACCGUCGUGAGCAUGUUUGCAGACGUUUCUGGAUUUACUGCUAUGACUGAGUCUCUUGCUGCACGAGGACCUGUGGGUGCAGAGGAUCUUGGAAAGCAUUUAAACUCGUACUUUGAACAGCUGCUUCGCCUUGUAUCAAGUGCUGGUGGAGACGUGUUUAAGUUUGCAGGCGAUGCCAUGCUUAUAUUUUGGCCAGAGAGCAAGGAGGAUACUAUGGAAAACUUACUACGUCGUGCUCUACAAUGUGCCUUAAGAAUUCAAUCGCAUCUUCAUGAAGCGGAGCUUGCGCAAGGUGUAAUUUUGAGUGUAAAAGUGGGUGUUGGUAUCGGCGAGGCCACUAUUGCGCACCUUGGAGGUGAGAGUGACGGAGCCACAGCUCGUAUUGAAUACGUUGCCGUUGGGCCUGCAUUGGAGCAAGCUUUUAGUGCAGAGCAUCAAGCUGAAGCAGGUCAUGUCAUUUGCUCUAACGAGUGUUGGAAAAGAGUCUUUGAUUAUUUUGAGGGCACACCAGUACGAAGCCAGGUCUUAAACAAGGAUCAUAACUUUUACAAAGUCACUUCAGUGCUCAAACCUGUAAAAAUAUGCUCAAGACGACCGUCGUACACGCGUCAUGAUGCACUCUUGCACAUGAGAAUGAAGCAAUAUGUGUCUCGCGCCGUCUGGCCUUAUCUGGACGUACAUGAUGAGUUUUGGGGAUCAGAACUAAGAGAUGUGACGGUAUUAUUUAUCAAUCUCGGCUUCAGUGAGCAGGAUCUUGCUCAAAUGCUCGGUGCAAAGGAAUUGCAGCGACUUCAGGACGCCUUUGCUUGCGUUCAGAAAUGUGUGUACGACUAUGAAGGAACGAUUAACAAAUUUCUAGUGGACGAUAAAGGCAGUACGGUCAUUGCUGCGUUCGGUUUACCUCCCGUCACCCACGAGAACGACCCUAUUCGAGGCAUCAUAGCAUCUCUUGCAAUUUGUGCAGCAUUAGGCAGUCACGGACUCAAAGCGUCCGUAGGCAUCACAACGGGUACGACAUUGUGUGGUGUGGUUGGACACCGCGGCAACCGACGAGAGUACACGGUGUUAGGGGAUAUUGUUAAUCUGUCGGCUCGACUUAUGCAGCGUGCGAAAUCUGAAGGUGGGGGUGUGAUCACGGAUGCAGCGACAAAAAUAUACACGCAAGACGUCCUUCACUUUGAAAAGCGUCCUGAAAUUAUGGUGAAGGGCAAGAACGAGAGCAUCAAGAUUCAUCGACCAUAUCCACGCAUGUCGAUUCUUAUGGAUUAUCACUUGUCGUGCACACUGCAGCGACAAGUCAACUGCACUAACAAAAACCCUGUUGAGGAAAAUUCAGGACGAACAAGACACGCGCAUGCUGUGUCAGUGGUAAGCCGUGUGGUACCGAUUCAAAAUCUUAUGGAAAACAUGCACCGUGUGCAAGUACGUGAUGCCCAGAGACGGCUUUCGCUGCGUGCUGACCGUCAGUGCCUACCGGCUGGAGAACUUGUGGAAAGCAAGAGCUUUGUCGAGGCGCGUGCAGCUCUUCUUGAGAAAUGCUCGCAUUUAAAUGCAUUUUCUCCGGGAGGUGCAUUUAUACUUGAGGGCGAUAUUGGCGUGGGCAAGACGGUCCUUCUACGAUCUGCGCUCGCAAGUCCCGAAGCUGGAGAUUACCAAGUUUUAGUAGGUACAGCCAGUCCCCUGGCCACCAAAAGACCGUAUGCGGUUUGGUCAGAGCUCAUCACCAGAGGUGCAAUGGAGUAUUCGUGUGGCUCAAGCAGGAAGCCAGCAUUUCAACUCUCACUUGUUGAUGGAGUUUUAUUUGACUCGACGAAUGCACAUGGUUCAAGUCGGAUGGCUGAAGCAGUACGCCGAGAAUGCGUCGCACGAUUUGUGAAGCAGAAGAUCAGCGAAGGAGCAUCACCAAACACAACAUUAGUUCGAUAUGCUCACUUGCUCAAUCAAAUUUUGGACACUGACUUUGACGCGUACCCCGACGGCGCGAAUACUAAAAAUGAAGCUGCAGACAGUUUUCGUGCUGUGGCGGGAAGUAACAACAACGGACCUGUUGGUGAUAUUCAAGCUGAUGCUCGAUCCACUUCAAAUCAGAGCGACCAUAAUUACAACGAGGAAGAAAUUCGUGCAAGUGGCUACACGUUUGUCGGAACACCGCACAAAGCGCUUAAUGUUAAGGAAAGUGAGAUCGCGUCUUGGUUUUUGGGUUUGCUCGAAAUGGAUUUGGCUCAAAAAGAAGAAGCCCAAACGCCUUUCAGCGCGGCUCAGUCAGAAGAUAGAGAUGACGAAAGAGUAAGUGGCGAAGAUAUGCAAGAAGCAGCCUGGAGACCUGAUAAUCUUGAUAUAAGUGGUAUUCUUCUUUUGUGUGUGCUCCAUGCAAUGUCACGUGAUCGAGCCACCGUUUUUUGCCUGGAUAGCGCCAUGCACAUGGACGAAAAAUCGUGGGUACUUGUUAUGAUUAUUGCUCAGUAUUUCACGAACUCGAUGGUCGCCAUUGGGACGCGGCCGCCGAGCUUGGCACUUGGUGAAAACACGGCGAGCUGUUCGUUUCGUAAGCAGCUGCAUCUACUUAAGCGCCUCAAGUCUUCGUCAUCAAAAUGCCUCGAUUCGUUCAGCAUUAGCGAAACAGAAGUACUCUCACGGCAUAUUCUUAAUAUUCCUGUGAUUCCAAGCAAUCUGCUCGAUAUCCUUGUCUCGCGUUCCCAAGGGAACCCUUUGUUUCUUCACGAAAUCAUCGCAGAGAUGGAAGAGCAACAAGUCAUUAAGGUGGAUGAAAAGAAAGGCAUCCGCACUUGCGAGCUGCACGUUCAAGAAUCGUGGGGCGAUAAGUCAAAGGCGCAAUUUUGCUUUGCUUGUCAUAUGUGUUUCGGAAUUCCAAAGAAGGAUAAGGAAAAAGCCAAAUUUAAGGUAGACAUGGAUAAGGAGAUAAAUCAGAGCACCGAAAACGAGGGCUUUAAAAAGUCCAAGCAUCGAUGCAGGUGCUGCGGCUACUUCUUCUGUGCCGAGUGUACGCCCAAAGCGUGUCAAGCAAAGAUUCCAGGUAAAUCUAGUGAGUUAGUUCGUCAUUGCCGUACGUGCUACAAUCUUUCAUCAUCACGUCGGCCAAGUGGUUCAUCUCACGGCAUUGAAACUAUAGCGGGAACGUCCCAAGACGUGCGAUCACGCCCAAAGGGUCGCAUUCGCUCCAUUUUUCACGCUGGAAGCAGUGGUGAUAAUCUUACAUUCUCGUUAUCCUCAUCUAUUUCGCCGUCUAAUACUGAGACACUAACCAAUCGAAUCGCGCUACGGCCGCCACGGACUGUGAAAAGCGUACUUACCACCAUGCUUGAUCAGUUGACAUGCUCACAGCGUAUGCUAAUGAAGACAGCGAGUGCCAUUGGACCAGUGUUUGACAUAGAAUUGCUUCGUGGUUCAUGUCCAAUUGAGGCGCAUUUAUCUCGAUUUUCGCGAGAUCUGGAAGACCUCGAACAAUCAGCAAUGAUUCGAAGGAUUGACACUUUUAUUGGCGGUGUGCCAGCAUCAUCCAAGGCAUGUUCAGGACCAGAAGGUACCGUACUGACUACGAGUCAAACAGCUCCACCGAGCACGUACGUAAAAGCAAAGUUUGAGUUCAGUCACGGUUUCAUGCGCAGCGUUAUUCGUGAUCAAUUAUUACGAGGUCAGCUAGACAAGCUAAAUGCGCGAAUUGCAGAUUUUCGCGAGCAGCAGCAGAGACAAUUACGCCAAAAGUUUUUUGAAAAGGCAAACGAGAGCCUUUCUCGCCCUCUACCAUUGUUUAUUCCAGUGUCUUGUGAAGUCGCUGAUGUUCGGCAAGCACUCACCCCAACUGGGGUUGAUAGGAUAAAAUCACGAUCGCCUCUUAUCCAUGAAAGUAGACGACGACGUUUACAUGUCCGCCGCAAUUCCCACUCUGGCGUCCAUCAAAGCAAUGAUGGAAUGGAUGUUUUAUCAAGCUUCUCAUCAGAAGCGGUGGGAGAAGCGCCUCACGAGAAUAAAGACAAAGAGGAGUUUCCGAUGACUGGUCUGGACAGCGUUUUGACUCCUUCUAUUUAUCCGAAAAACAACAAAUUUUGUCACGAACAACUGUCUAGCCGACAAGCAACAUUUCUACGUUUGAAAUCGGAUCGCGUGUUGGUUAAAAAGUAUUGCAGCAUGUUUUCUCUUUUAAAGGUGAAAGGGCUGAAAAAACACCGACAGUGGAAGACGCGAUAUGCUGUUUUAGAGAGCAACCGCCUGCUUUUGCAAUACGAAGACGAAGAUCCUGUCGACGCGAUUGCGGGUAGAAUAACAUCGCUACAGCCAGGAGUCCGACAGGGCACAAUAUUAUCGUUGAAGAGUGCCACAGUGAGCGCAUGUGACCCUGAGGUGGCGGCCAAAGUUAAUUGCUUUCAAAUCCAGGUCUCGGACUGGACAAAGAAAGGCAAAAUCUUUGAAAACCAAAGACGAUCUUUUAUUAUUGGGGUUGAGAGCAAGGAGGAGGUUGAAAACUGGGUCUUUAUGAUUCGCUUCGCGAUUGAAUCGCUUGAGGUGAAACAGUAA
Messenger RNA from Plasmopara halstedii, 4698 nucleotides. RefSeq names its product adenylate cyclase. Gene Ontology annotation, biological process: intracellular signal transduction; cyclic nucleotide biosynthetic process. The record is from RefSeq and is a predicted model, not a curated record. Gene Ontology annotation, molecular function: adenylate cyclase activity; metal ion binding. Bases 1 to 4698 code for a protein of 1565 amino acids. Gene Ontology annotation, cellular component: cytoplasm. The transcript is spliced from 2 exons. Lineage: Eukaryota; Oomycota; Peronosporomycetes; Peronosporales; Peronosporaceae.